AACAUACCCGUGACCACUGAAGAACACAAACACUGGUUUUCUGCAAUACAGGCUGGCUCACACUCCAAUGCUUCUUCCUCAAUCACACGCUUCCAUUUCUCAACUCUAUUCAAUUCCCAAUUUCUAAAACCCUAGAAAUUCAAAUUCACAAUCCAAAUGUAACAACACACACACACACACACACACUUUCACCAAAAAAAAAAAUGGAACUUUCUUAUUCUGCUAUCACUCUUUUCUUCUUCUUCUUCUCCUUCGUAGCUUCAAACCCUUCCGAUUCAUAUUUCAAAACAACCUACGAUCGUCUCUGCAACACCGUCGUCCCUGCACCAACAGCUCCGUUCAAUGCCGAAACCUCCCCCCGUCUGGCCGAAUUUCUCCGAUUUCAGUCCGGUUACUUCUCCGGCGGCGAUCCAAUUUUCAACCGAUCAACUGCCGAAAGCCUCGCAAAGCAUGUCUUCUUUCACGUGAACUUCGUCCGGAAAACUUCCACCGACGGAGUUCACAAAUUGCAGGCGCAACUAGUUCUCCGGCAUCGAGAAGUUGUAGACCGCACUCGUCACAGGUCGUUGGCGAUGGUUUAUCCGGGACGUAGGGUUUCGCAUUGGCGGGUUUUGGGGAUGAAUGUUCAUCUCAAUGGUUUUUGGUCACAAUCUUCUGGUAAGCUUUGUAUGUUUGGAACUGGAAAUUAUGGUAGGUUCAAUAGGCAUAAUGUUAAUGUUGUUCUUAAGCUUAGUUAUCCGAAUGAUGUUUCGCUUUCGAGUAGUUUGAUUACCGGAACUCUAGAAACCUUUGAUGAUAUGAAGAUUGAACCCAUUUCAAUAUUGGCUUUAUCUCAGAGUCCAAAUUAUAGCUUUAAAAUGAUUGAGAACAAAAAUGAUAGUGGUUGUGUACCUGGAGCGGCCGGGGAGAGUUUGAAUCUUAGUAAUCUGAAUCAAGGUGCUUGCAGUGUGUUUUCUGGACAUAGGAAUAGGUUUCGGCUUGAAUAUGGGAGUAACUGCCAUAAUGCUAGUUGCAGUCCACUUGGUGGUGGUGGUGAUUUUGAGAACUUGCCUGGUUUCAUGCAUUUCUAUCCUACUCGGUGUGUGGAGAAGCGGAAGAUUCAUAUGAUGUUGGGUUUUCCUAACAUGGAUUACAAUGAAUAUGUGUUUCCGUUUUAUCCAAAUACAACGUUGAUAUCUGAGGGGGUAUGGGAUGAGAAGGAGAAUCAGCUUUGUGCAGUUGUGUGUCGGAUUUUGAACUUCACGGGAUCUCCUUAUGUUGGAGAUUGCUCGAUUAAGCUCACGUUAAGGUUUCCUGCUGUGUUGUCUUUGAGAAACAGGAGUACUGUUUUUGGCCGGAUAUGGAGUGAUAAACUUGUUGGUGAAUCAGGCUACUUUGGUAGCAUUGGAUUUGAGGGUAACUGGAAGGCAUCAAGAGUUGUACCUGGUUUACAAUACAAGUAUACUGAAAUUGACAGAGUGAGAAAGUCUUGUGGAGAAAAGGUGACUGCUAGAGGAAAAGAAAAGAAGUAUCCAGAUGGAUUAACUUCUGAUAUGGCAUUCAGCUUGUCUGUGACAAACACUAAAGGGCAAGUAACUCAAGGUUACUCGUCGCCACUGUUUGUUGGUGAUCAAAUAUAUGACAGGCAGACUUAUGGGGUUCCAUUUAUGCCGACAAAUGGGAACUUGAAAGCACACAGUUUUCAGUUCAGCAGUUCAUUGAAUGUCAGUUAUGCAAUAACCUUGAACCAUUUUAAGCUUGGUAGUCAAGACUCUGAAACAAAAAUUAAAAUUAAUGCUGAAGGAUUGUACAAUAGGAAAACUGGAGUUAUGUGUCUAGUAGGAUGUCGGCAUUUGAGAACAAAUGACAAAAUACUGAUAAAGAACGAUUCUCUGGACUGUGAAAUCAUGGUUAAUGUCCAGUUUCCUCCAAUGAAUUCAAAAGGAGGUGAAUCUGUUAAAGGGACUAUAGAAAGCACACGACAAAAGGUAGACCCCUAUUAUUUUGAGCCCCUUCAGUUGUCUUCAUAUUCUAUUUACCGAAGCCAAGUAGAUGCAUCCAUUUGGAGAAUGGACUUUGAGAUAAUUAUGGUAUUGAUAUCAAACACACUUUCUUGUGUGUUUGUAGGAUUGCAACUCUUCCAUGUGAAAAAGCACUCAGAAGUACUUCCUCACAUUUCCAUUGUGAUGCUUCUUGUUAUUACUCUAGGUCACAUGAUUCCCCUGAUGCUGAACUUUGAAGCCUUAUUCAAGGUGAAUCAUAAUAGUGUGCCGGAUGCUUUUCUUGGGAGUGGAGGGUGGCUUGAAGUGAAUGAAGUCAUUGUGAGGAUGGUGACAAUGGUAGCUUUUCUUCUAGAGUUGCGUCUUGUACAGUUGACCUGGUCUUCAAGACAAGGUGAGGAAAGCCAGAUAAGCUUGUGGGCUUCCGAAAAAAGGGUUCUUUAUAUGACUCUACCAUUGUAUAUUGGAGGUGGCUUGAUUGCUUGGUUGGGGCACGUAUGGAAGAAUUCUAGCCAGAAAAGUUCUCGACCGCUCCAUCUUUCACGCCAUAGGUCCAAGUUUCCUCUUGUUGGACAACAUUCUUAUCAAGGUCCUUCACUAUGGGCAGACUUCAAAUCUUAUGCUGGUUUACUCCUGGAUGGCUUUCUGCUUCCACAAAUUCUGUUCAACUUAUUGUCUAACUCGGGAGAAAAGUCUCUAGCAUCUUCAUUUUAUUUUGGAACAACCAUUGUUCGUAUACUUCCCCAUGCAUAUGAUCUUUAUAGAACUCACAGUUCUUCAUGGUACCUUGAUAUGUCAUACAUAUAUGCAGACCAUGGAAAGGAUUUUUAUUCAACAGUUUGGGACAUCAUAAUUCCAAUUGCUGCUCUUUUGUUCGCUUUCCUCGUAUACUUUCAGCAAAGAUUCGGAAGCCGCUGCUUUCUUCCAAAGAGGUUCAGAGAAACUUCUUCUUAUGAGAAAGUACCUGUUAUUGGUAAUGAUGAUUUGUGAUGAUAGCCUAAUAUUGAUUACAUUUUGUAAAAUGAUAUUAUUUUUAGCAUUGGAAGACACUUCUUGCAAUGACAGAUAUACAGUUCACUCUAACAGAGUUUACACGAUUUUGUUUAAUCUUUUUUUUUUUCCUGCUGAUUUUAUUUUUAAAGAGAAAGCUAACAUGUUGAUGAGGACUUGUUAUUUCUGCUUCGGUCAUAUAAGUUUUGCUCAAAGUUUCCUGCUAUGAGACAAAACGCUGUUCAUUUGAGCAGUUGGCAAGUUAAAAAACUUGAUGCAAGUUAAAACUUGAGGUGCAUUUAACAAAGUAUCAUUGUAUUUGUAUUUAUAAGAAUUUUGUCAAGUUAUAAAUCAAUCACAUAUAGCUUUUUUCGAAAAAAUAAAAUCAACUGUGUAUGUUUGGUUCCACUUUUAGAGUGGAGAAAAUUAUUUCUAGAGGUGUUGAAUUGAUUUUGACUAGUUUAAUUUUUUAGAGUAAAAUUACUUUUGCCUCCAUAAUUUAUUCUACUUGAAUAGAAAUUGCAAUUUUUU
Trifolium pratense (red clover) is the source of this 3500-nucleotide messenger RNA. RefSeq lists its product as uncharacterized. The record is from RefSeq and is a predicted model, not a curated record. The transcript has a single exon. Gene Ontology annotation, cellular component: intracellular membrane-bounded organelle. Bases 204 to 2969 code for a protein of 921 amino acids. NCBI's taxonomy places the organism in Eukaryota, Viridiplantae, Streptophyta, Magnoliopsida, Fabales, Fabaceae.